Molecule: messenger RNA, 1337 nt
Organism: Sarcophilus harrisii (Tasmanian devil)
Lineage: Eukaryota; Metazoa; Chordata; Mammalia; Dasyuromorphia; Dasyuridae
Product: coiled-coil domain-containing protein 188
Exons: 12
Coding region: 167-1228 (353 amino acids)
Source: RefSeq, a predicted model, not a curated record
UCAAAGCCCCGGUGGGAAAGGGAGGGGGGAACACUAGAAACUGGGGCCCCAGAGCUGAAAAGGAGGGAAACUGAGCCCUCCCUGGGCCGGAAGUCCUCUGCUCAGGCCCCUCUCCCCUUUCCCUAAACAGCGGCCCACUUCUGUCUCUCUCCCAGCAGGAUCCACGAUGGAUGAUUCCUGGACUAACCCACACGGGGAAUUCAGAGAGAGAUUACACGGGUACCCACCACCUCCACCCCCACCACCACCACCUUUGCAGUCCCACACGGUAAUGGCCCAGCCCCGGCUUCUUCGUUGCUCACUGGUGAACCUGAGCCCCUGUGAGGAGAGGAACGCCAUCCUGGAGCUAGAGGAGGCCAACCAAAGACUGAAAGAUAUGAACCAGGAGCUGAGGGGACGACUUGAAGACAUCAUGGAGCCGAGGGAGAUAAGGCAGGACUUUAUUCCCGUGUGUCCCAACCAUCAGCGCCAGUUACAGAUCCUGGCCUGGGACAAGGAGUGUCCCCAGAUGAUGGAUGAGCCAAGGACAGUACAGGUGCUAAAACAAAAAAUCUGCCCUCGUGAGGAUCCCUUCACAGAAAAGUCCCAGAAAGAGCUGCAAAAGAUGAGGCUGUCAUUUGAGAGAAAGAAGACGUCCAUCACAGAGCCAGGUCUGCUGUUCCUCCUUGCACAGGUGUGGGAUGGCAUGAGUGAAGUUCACAUGUCCUUAACUGACCAGGCUGAAGGUCUUCUGAAUCUCAAAAAGGAUAUCCGAACUGUGUUAGAUGAGGUAGAAGACAUUCGAAUGGAAAUUCUUCGGGACAAGGCCCAAAGUCAAAGUCUGACCAGGAGAGGCUUGGUUAUACCAGAAAAAAAGUCACCUCAGCCGCCACCACCCUGUGUACAAGAAGAUGACAACUGCUGGACCAGCGCAAGGAGAUGGCUUGGUAGCUGGUUUCCUGUAUUUAAGAGACUGUUAAAUGAAAAAAAGAUUUGCCUUUUGCUGCUGGGCUCCACAGGGCAGAAACAAGAACACCAACUGGAAGUUAAAAGGAAAUCCUGGACCUUCUUCAGCAAGGCCGGUUUGUGCCUGUUGGUCUGCAGCGUCUUGUUUUAUAUGUAUAUAGUGAACCCCACCCCCUAUGAGUGCCUUCUUCCCCCAAUCAUUGGCCAGAGGACUCUCUGGCGAAUCCGGACCUGGUUCAACCCCUUCCUCAGGGUGGAAGUGGACGACUUCCUGCCAUUUUAGGCCCAGAGCUUUGGGCAGGGAGGGAAGAAGAGAACACAAGUCCACUCUCCAGGCUGCCUUCUUUUUCUCUGCAAUUGAUGGGAACCAGAUGCUGACUCCAGCCCCAUUC